AUGGCAGCUCAAGAAAAUCGUAUAGCCUACAUUGUGCGUAAAGGUGAAAUGCUUGAAAAACAUAUAGAAAAUUUAAACAAAUAUAUAAGUUCACCACAAGUUAACAACACUGUUAACGCAAAUCUGCGAUUGGCAAAUGUUUCAAGUCUAUACAAAGACUAUAUGAAAUACAAUGAUGAACUCAUGUUGUUAAAGGCUGAUCAUCCCCGCUUUGUUUUUUUUUUUGAAAUAGAAGCUAAUUACUACGAAGUAGCUACACAGAUAAAUAAAAUGCAAAACAUUAUUCAAAAUUCAUCGCAAAAUGCUAGCAAUGUUACUAUAAUUGAGCGGCAAGAUAUGCCGAAAUUACCGACAGUAAAAAUUCCAACUUUCGACGGUUCUCGAGAAAAAUGGCUGACUUAUAAGAAUAAGUUUAUUGCCUUGGUACAUUCUCGAACAGAUAUAAGUAAUUUAGUAAAACAUACACAACUAGAAAGUUCGCUGUCCGGACCCGCGCUCAGUAAAAUUGCGGAAUUUCCGGCUAGUGAAGAGAAUUAUUCUCGUGCGUGGCAAGCGUUACUCGAUUCGUACGACCAAAAGCGUAUUAUGGUGUCUGAACAUCUCGAUGCUAUUAUUGAUUUACCAUUUAUAACAAAGUCAUCUGCAACAGAAUUAUCAUCAUUAAUGGAUACUGCUCGACAACAUGCCAGUAUGUUAGAACAAUUGGAAGUUAAAUCAAUUGACCAACUGAUCAUCAGACAUAUUGAAAGAUGUCUACCAGCAGCUACGCGAUCAAGAUGGGAAGAACGAUUAGAUGUGAAUACGUUGCCGACACUGAACGAGCUGUACAAAUUUGUUCAAGCGUCCAUUUUCAAAUUACAUUCUCUAGAAAGGAAUAAUAUAGUGACUCGUAGCGCAACAAAAAAAAGAUUAGGAGAAAAUUCAGAUAAAUCUCAAUAUAAACAGCCAAGAUUGAAUGGACAAACCUUUGUCACCUCCACGUCUACUUCAUGUCCGAAAUGUCUAGAUAAACAUCGACUUUAUCAAUGCCCAGCUUUUGAAAGAUUGAAUAUUCCAGAUUGUUGGGAAUUCAUAAAAACUCAACAUUUAUGUCCUUAUCCAGUUGAUUCACAAUUGAUGACCACGGCGGUAGUAAAUUUUAAAAAUAGACAUGAACAAUUAGUUGCAGCUCGUGUUUUAUUGGAUUCGUGCUCAACAGUGAAUCUAAUGACAAAACGGUUUGCAGAAGCAUUAAACUUACCCAAGCAAAAUUGUAUGGUCAAUAUAGGAGCACUCAACGGUUUAGAUUUUUUAAUAGUGCCAACUAUAGCAGAUUUCAUUCCUAACGAACCUUUUCCUCGUGAAUUAUUUAAUAUACCAAAGAAUAUUCAAUUGGCGGAUUCACAAUUUCAUAGCCCUAAACCCAUUGAUGUUUUAUUGGCUUCAAGAACGACACUUUCCGUUUUAGCGGUUGGUCAAAUCAAAUGUGAACAUGAUGAAACUGAAAUUGUGUUGCAAAAAACCCGUUUAGGAUGGGUAGUAGCUGGUGGAUCGGAAAAUAUGGACAAUCGCAAAAACUCGUCGUGCAAUAUCAUCAAAUUAGAUAAGAUUAUUGAACAAUUUUGGACGAUCGAAGAUCUUGAUCAUGAACCUUCGAAAACACGAGACGAAUUAGUUUGUGAACGACAUUACAGUGAACAUACUGAACGAAAUAGUACAGGCAAAUAUAUCGUGCGUUUACCAUUUCGAGAUAAUGUGUCUCAAUUAGGAGAAUCUCGACUACACGCCCUUAAGCGGUUUCGCAAUCUCGAAAAAACAUUUAAAUUCAAGCCUUUUCUUCGAAAGGAAUAUGAACGAGUUAUGAACGAAUACAUUUCAUUGGGACAUAUGUCAAGAUGUGACGAUUCAAGUGAAGGAUAUUUCUUACCUCAUCAUGCAGUUAUCAAAGAAGCUAGCGAGACGACUAAGGUCAGAGUAGUAUUUGAUGCCUCAGCUAAAACAUCGACUGGUAUUUCUUUAAAUGAUGUGCUCAUGGUAGGCCCAACUAUUCAAGACACCAUUAUGGAACAAUUGCUUCGAUUCCGAACACAUCGUUAUGUAAUCACUGCUGAUAUUGAAAAAAUGUAUCGGCAAAUUUUAAUUCAUCCCGAUGACAGAAAGUUUCAAAAAACUUUUUGGUACGAUCAAGGUAAAAUAAAACCAUUUCAAUUAAAUACAGUUACAUCUGGUACAGCAUCGGCUCCAUACUUAGCAAUUCACACGAUUCAACAGUUGGCUCGAGAUGAAGCUAAGGAAUUUCCGAAGGCAAGUCAAUUGUUACUUCGAGACUUUUACGUGGAUGAUUUUAUUUCUGGAGCCAAUUCAAUAGAAGAAAUAACAACAAUCCGAGAUGAAAUGAUCGAAUUAUUGAGUCGUGGUGGUUUUACCAUAAGACAGUGGGCUUCCAAUCACGAAUCAGCUUUAGAAAAUCUAAAUAAUAAAUUGUUCAACCUGGAUUGCGUCAUCAAAGAAAAUCCUAUUCAUAAACUCCUAUUCAAAUACACAGUGGCAUCGAUAAAUUUAAAUAAAAUACACACUAAACGUGCUGUUUUGUCAGAAAUAUCAAAAAUUUUUGAUCCUCUAGGAAUGCUGGGACCAGUAUUACUAUAUGCAAAGGUGCUCAUGCAAGAUUGUUGGAAGGCGGGAGUCAAUUGGGACGAGUCUCUGCCUCAGGAAAUUCAAACCAGGUGGUCUUUAUUAGCGAAUCAAUUACCUUUAUUACAAAGCUUUACAAUACCUCGUCAAUGUUUGAUUAUCGAUCCAGUAAACGUAGAGAUACAUGGAUUCUGCGACGCUUGUAUUCGUGGAUAUGGCGCAUGCAUAUUCGUCAGAUCUACUGAUUCGAGAGGAAAGGUGAUGGUGCGUUUGUUAUGUAGCAAAUCCAGAGUAGCGCCUUUAAAGGGUAUAACUAUACCACGCCUUGAGUUAUGUGCAGCAUCGUUAUUAAAGAAAUUGUACGAAAAAAUAAGGUUACAAUUAACAUUUAAAAGAGAUCGAAGGAUUUUUUGGUCAGAUUCUACAAUAGUGCUUAGUUGGAUUAAAAAGGCACCGCAUCUUUUACGGACUUUCGAAGCAAACCGAGUCAAAGAUAUUCAGUCAUUAGGAAACGAAAUUCAAUGGAGACAUGUACGAUCUGAUGAUAAUCCGGCAGAUCAUCUUUCUCGUGGACAAUUACCUUCUGAAUUUUUAAGAAAUUCUCUCUGGACUAACGGUCCUGUGUGGUUAUCAAAACCUGAGGUUGAUUGGCCUGAAGAAUCAAACGUACAAUUAAAGGAGCUUCCUGGACUAAAAUUAGCAACAUGUUUAUUAUUAAAGAAACAGAGUGAAUUUUUUUCUCAGUUCUAUGAUCGAUUUUCCUCAUAUUCAAGUCUUAUCAAAACUACGGCAUAUCUGUUUCGUUGGAAAAAUUUGAAAACUUUAAAAAAUACCAGAAGCCAGAGAACUCAACUAUCAUUAACAGAAAUACGAGAUGCUGAACGAUGGAUUAUUUCCAAAAUACAACAAGAAAGAUUUGACAAAGAAAUAAAAUUACUUGCUACGGCUGAAGAUAAAGAUAAGGAUAGUACUAUAGUUCCAUUUCGGAAAAGAACUUCUUUGGACGAGUUAAAUCCCUUUCUGGAUGAAUAUGGAUUAAUUCGUGUUGGUGGUCGUUUAAAAAGGGCAAAUUUAAUUUAUAACACGAAACAUCCUCUUUUACUACCAAAUAAACAUCACGUGUGUGAUCUGUUGAUACGUGAAACUCACAACCAGAAUUUACAUUCGGGGAUUCAAACUACGAUGUACAGUCUUCGAAACCGAUUUUGGAUCUUGAAUGCGAAAAAUCAAAUUAGAAAAAUAAUUCACCAAUGUAUAGAAUGUAUUCGGCAACGACCGAAAAAAUCUCAUGCUCAGAUGGCUGAUUUACCUGAAGUAAGAGUAAACGAAGCUCCAGCAUUUUGUCAUACUGGCGUAGACUUCUGUGGUCCCUUUAUUAUAAAGGAAAAACGAUAUCGCAACAAAACAUUUAUAAAAACGUAUGGCUGUGUAUUUGUUUGUAUGGUAUCUAAAGCAGUGCAUAUAGAACUUGCUACCGAUUUGUCGACUGAAGCUUUCUUAGCGGCAUUACGUAGAUUUAUAGGACGAAGAGGAAGACCGGAGCAUAUUUAUUCUGAUAAUGGCACAAAUUUUGUGGGCGCCAAUAAAGAUUUGCAACAAAUUUAUCAAUUAAUCGAGACAUCAGAAAACCAAAAAACCAUAGAAAAUUUUGCACUUUCCAAACGUAUACAAUGGCAUUUUAAUCCGCCAUUAUCACCACAUUUUGGUGGUCUAUGGGAAGCUGCAGUAAAGGGUUUCAAACAUCAUUUGAAAAGAGUGUUACACGAUCAUAAAUUAACGUAUGAACAACUAAAUACGUUGUUAAUUGAGAUUGAGGCAGUUUUAAAUUCUCGACCACUAUAUGCCAUUUCAGCUGAUCCAAACGAUCCUUUAGUUAUAACACCGGCACAUAUAUUAAUAGGACGACCGUUUAAUUUUAUACCUGAAGAAACUAUCACUUCAGUUCCUGAUAAUCGUCUUUCGACCUAUAAUUUUAUCACUAAGGCUCGGCAAGAUUUUUGGAGUAAGUGGCAAAAGGAAUAUUUGCAUGAAUUACAACGACGACAAAAAUGGCAUGAAUCAUCGACGGAGCUCAAAGUUGGAGAUGUGGUUCUUUUGAUGGAGGAUCACGCAAUAGGAUGUUCACGGUGGCCUCUUGGAGUUAUUAUGGAGACAUUUCCUGGAAGCGAUGGANUUAAAAAAUCACCACGCCUUUGUUUAUAA
Messenger RNA from Trichogramma pretiosum, 4815 nucleotides. RefSeq lists its product as uncharacterized. Gene Ontology annotation, biological process: DNA integration. The coding region runs from base 1 to 4815 and encodes 1604 amino acids. The record is from RefSeq and is a predicted model, not a curated record. Lineage: Eukaryota; Metazoa; Arthropoda; Insecta; Hymenoptera; Trichogrammatidae. The transcript has 3 exons. Gene Ontology annotation, molecular function: nucleic acid binding.